Messenger RNA from Papaver somniferum (opium poppy), 864 nucleotides. RefSeq lists its product as uncharacterized. Lineage: Eukaryota; Viridiplantae; Streptophyta; Magnoliopsida; Ranunculales; Papaveraceae. The record is from RefSeq and is a predicted model, not a curated record. Bases 1 to 864 code for a protein of 287 amino acids. The transcript has 4 exons.
AUGGCUUCGAUCUCAAGAACAAGACUCUUCGAAUGUCAGAUCUGUAAACGGCUAGGUCAUACUGCUAAUUUUCAUUGUCGUUAUACUCCAUCAACCGGAAAUAAGUCUCAAGAUUCUACAUCUAAAGCUUAUGGUUUUACUUUUUCAUCUGCUUCUUCUUCUGGUUUCAAGAAUGCAUCUCCUCAAGCUUUUUACAAAUGUUCUGGUGUUGAACAAUUUACAACUGAUUUUGUUGUGGUAAUUGAGAAUGUUCUCUUCAAUGAACUACCAGAUUAUAGCUUAUUCAAGGUUUUUGGUUGUAGCUGCUAUCUCAACAUCACUCAUUAUAGGAAAGAUAAAUUGAGUCCUAAAUCUGUCAGAUGUACUUUUCUGGGCUACGGUCCAUUGUAUAAAGGAUACAAUUACUAUGAUAAUUUUACAAGGAAAAUCUUUGUUUCAAUAAAUGUUACUUUUGAUGAAUUUAGUUUUCCUUUUGCUUGUACUACUUCUACCACUACGCAAUCUUGUGCACUUGAGACUUUUGUGUUACCUAUUGGUGUUUCUGGAGAUUUCUUUACAUCUAGUACUUGUCAAAAUAAAGAGGAUACUUAUACUUCACCUGAUUCUUCUUUGCCUAUUGCACAAGAAGAUAAUUCUGCUUCAUCUGGCACCUCUUUUUCUUCUUCUGAUGCAUUAGUAGAUGUUAUUGUACCUGUUGCUCCUAGCUUACCUAGUGGUUUGACUAGAUCAAGAAUUGGUAUUUCAAAACCUAAGCAUGUUCAUCCAGAUUUUCUAGCUCAUUCUACUACUUAUCAUCUACCUUGUGCUUAUUCUUCUUUAUUUCACAUUCUUGCUGAGCCAAAAUCUUACAAAAGAUGUAGUUAA